This is a messenger RNA of Menidia menidia (Atlantic silverside), 9897 nucleotides long. NCBI's taxonomy places the organism in Eukaryota, Metazoa, Chordata, Actinopteri, Atheriniformes, Atherinopsidae. The record is from the annotation of a GenBank genome assembly.
GUCAGUUAUUCUAUUCCAGAGGAAAUGAAAAAAGGAUCGUUUGUCGGUAACAUUGCUCAAGACUUAGGUUUGGACAUAAAGCGGUUGAAAACGGGAAAAGCUCGUUUGCAUAUUGGCAACAGCAUGGAAUACGUUCAAUUGGAUAAAGACAAGGGGCUACUUCUAAUGAAAGAUAAAAUAGACAGAGAAGCAUUGUGCAAACAAACAAUACCGUGUGCUUUACAUUUUCAAAUAAUUUUGGAAAACCCUAUUGAAUUUUACCGCGUUACCUUAGAAAUAACGGACAUCAACGAUAACGCCCCAAUAUUUAAGAUGGAUGAAAUGUUAUUUGAGAUCAGCGAAUCAGCAGUAAAAGGGUCCAAAUUUGAACUAGAAAAAGCACUGGAUGCAGACGUCGGAAUAAAUGGGCUUAAAAACUACUUCCUUAAUCCUACUGAUAAUUUUGUUUUAAAACUCUCUGAGAAUUCUGAUGGGGGGAAAGAAGUAGAAAUGGUUUUGGAGAAACCACUCGAUCGGGAGAAAAAUGAAAGACUGACGCUAACAUUAACUGCUGUUGAUGGAGGAGACCCUCAACAGUCAGGGACCGUGCAAAUCCACAUACAUGUAUUAGAUGUAAAUGACAAUGCCCCAGAGUUUACAGAGCCGACAUAUAAAGGAAGUUUGAUGGAAAAUUCUCCAAAAGGAUCUUUAUUAAUGACUGUAACCGCAACGGAUAUAGAUCAAGGAAUAAAUGGUUUAAUAACAUAUUCCAUAUCCAAUAACAUUCAUGGUAUUUCUGAUCUGUUUGAAAUUAAUGAAAUAAAUGGAGAGAUACGCUUGAUUGGCAAUGUGGACUAUGAAACAUCAAAAUACUACCAACUAAAUAUUAAAGCUAAAGAUCAAGGUGGGCUUAGUGACUCAUGUAAGAUUAUAUUUGAUAUCACAGAUAUGAAUGACAAUAAUCCAGUAAUAGAUUUAAUGUCAACAACACAAUCUAUAUCUGAAGAUUCCAACUUUAAAACAGUUGUGGCUGUGAUGAAUGUACAUGAUGCUGACUCAGAAAACAACGGUUUGGUGAAGUGCUUUUUGAGUAAUAGAGCCCCCUUCGACCUUGAAAAUACUUCUAAUGGUUUCUAUAGCCUCGUUACAGACAGAUCGAGAACCAGUGACUUUAAGUUUGUAUCAUCUUACAAUGACAACACGCUGCCAGCUGACCAGACUCUGAAGAAAAGCCCAACAGACUUUGAAGAUGCCUUUGGAAUUACAGAAUGUUCUACUGAGUUUGUGUCAUCUUACAAUGACAACACGCUGCCAGCCGGUCAGACUCUGAAGAAAAGCCCAGCAGACUUUGAUGAUGCAUUUGGAAUUACAGAAUGUUCUACUGAGGUAGGAAUGGCGAAUGUAGGACGAUUUCCGGUAAGCUGCGGCUUCAUAUUUUUCUUUGUUGUUGUUCACUACGCGCACGGAGACCUGAGCUAUUCUGUUCGAGAGGAGCUGAAACACGGAUCUGUUAUUGGGAACAUUGCUAAAGACCUUGGCCUGGAUGUGGGAAAACUUGCUGCCCGUAAAGCUCGUGUUGAUUUUUUAUCAUCUUACAAUGACAACACGCUGCCAGCCGAUCAGACUCUGAAGAAAAGCCCAACAGACUUUGAAGAUGCCUUUGGAGAUCUUGAUGGUCUAGAGUUUGUUUCAUCUUACAAUGACAACACGCUGCCUGCUGACCAGACUCUGAAGAAAAGCCCAACAGACUUUGAUGAUGCGUUUGGAGAUCUUGAUGGUCCUGAGUUUGUAUCAUCUUACAAUGACAACACGCUGCCGGCUGACCAGACUCUGAAGAAAAGCUCAUCAGACUUUGAUGAUGCAUUUGGCUACUUUAAUGGCUCUCCUGAGGACAUUGAUGAGGGAUCUAAUGCUAAAUUACUUUAUCAUAUAUCAAUGGACAAAAACACAGAAUUGCCGUCUUACCUCACCAUCAACUCAGAUACAGGGGAGCUUUUUACGUCGCGCCAAUUUGAUUAUGAACAACAAACUCUCGUCGUUUUAGUCACUGACAACGGGCGUGAAUCUCUAACGGCCACAGCGACGGUCAGCAUUUUGCUUGGUGACGGGCUGCUUGUCCUAAACGAACUUUUUGAGUUUCCAGAUGAAUCACAGUCCAGUGAUAACUUAACGCUCUAUUUAAUUAUUGCCUUGUCAACCGUCUCGUUUCUUUUAAUCAUUUUACUCAGUGGAGUGUUUUAUUUUAAGCUCUGUCGACGUGGUUAUGUUUACCGUUCAAACACAGCCAGUCUCCCUGUUUUCCCCACAACAUACUGCACCUCUACACUGACAGAUUUUAGUCGUUGUGGGACUUUGCUAAAAGAUGAUCGUUAUGACCCUUUUUUGACCACUGGCUCCUGGAGAGGAGACUUUCGGUUUGGAUCAAAUACAGACACUGACACACUUAAAAAAAGAAGUGCAGCCUAUCAGAAGAGCACACUGAGGCGCCUCAGUGCUGAUAGGGCCAGAACCAUGCAGCGUUUGCAGAGUGAGAAGAGCAUCCUGGAUGAACCAGACUCUCCUCUGGAGAUUCGCUACUCGAUUCCAGAGGAGAUGAAGAUAGGUUCUGUCAUUGGCAAUGUAGCGCAGGAUUUGGGCUUGGAUCUGAGAAGACUCCGCUCCGGGCGAGCCCGUAUCGUUACCGCCGAGGACGUUCACUACACAGAGCUGAUGGCAGACAAAGGGAUUUUAGUAGUGAAUGAAAGAAUAGACCGAGAGCAGCUUUGUGGAGACGUAACGCCGUGCAGCUUCAGCUUUGAGGUGAUUUUAGAGAACCCGAUUGAACUUCACAGAAUUACUGUUGAAGUUACGGAUAUAAAUGACCACUCUCCUAUUUUCCCAAACAAUGAUAAAGCUAUCAGUUUUGAAAUAAGCGAAUUAGCUGCAGUUGGAGUUACAUUUCCGCUGCAGAGCGCUGAGGAUUUGGAUGUUGGUCAGAACGCGCUAAAAGGGUACAGUCUUUCACCAAACGACAAUUUUAUAUUGAAGGAAAAUACAAGUCCAGAUGGAAGCAAACAUGUCGAAAUGGUUCUCCAGAAACCUUUGGACAGAGAAGAACGACACCAUUUGUCUUUUAAAUUGAUAGCAGUAGAUGGAGGGACUCCACAGAGGUCUGGGUCCGUAAAUAUAAAUGUAAUUGUUCUUGAUGCCAACGACAAUGUGCCGAUUUUUAACCAGUCUGUGUACAAAGCUUCGGUGGUGGAAAACGUCCCAAAAGGUACUGCUGUUAUAACUGUAAAUGCCAUGGAUGCAGACAGUGGUUCAAAUGGAAUGAUAACUUACAGUCUGUCUAAAAUGAAAGGAAGUGCACGUGUAACAGUCAUUUUUCUGCUGUCUUCAUUGAACAUGGUGGCCUCCCAGAUUCGCUACUCUAUAUCAGAAGAAAUGAAGAAGGGAUCCCUUAUCGGUAAUGUAGCACAUGAUCUUGGUUUGGAUGUGAAAAGGCUCAGUUCGGGUCGAGCCCGCAUUGUUACCGGAGAAAGUACCCAGUAUGCCGAGUUGAGGGUAGACAAAGGGGUUCUUGUCGUCAAUGAGAGAAUCGACCGAGAGCUGCUAUGUGGAGACGUAACACCGUGCAGUUUCAGCUUUGAAAUCAUUUUAGAAAAUCCUGUCGAACUACACCCUGUAACAAUCGAAGUGCUUGAUGUCAAUGACCAUCCUCCGGUAUUUAAAAAAACGGAUACAAUAUUAGACAUUAGCGAGUCUGCUAACCUUGGUGCGCGAUUUGUGCUUGACAGCGCAGAGGAUCCUGACGUUGGCGUGAAUGGACUGCAAAAUUAUAUCUUAACCCCAAAUGAUAAUUUCGUCUUAAAGCAGCACAUUAACCCAGAUGGAAGUAAAUAUGCAGAGAUGGUUCUGCAGAAGCAACUGGACCGUGAGGCUGUGCCCCAUCUAUCUUUAAAGUAUAUUGCAGUAGAUGGUGGGAAUCCACAAAGAUCUGGUACUGUGAAUAUACAUAUAAACGUUUUAGAUGCAAAUGACAAUGCCCCCGUUUUUAACCAGUCUGUUUAUAAGGCCACUGUCGUAGAAAACGCAAUAAAUGGUACUCCCAUUGUUCGAGUUAAUGCUACGGACGCAGAUAGUGGAAUAAACGGUUACAUCUCCUAUUCUAUUUCUAACGCCAGGAGCAACGUCGCCGACUUGUUGACCAUAGAUCAGUCCUCAGGUUUAUUGUAUGUUUCAGGGCCAAUAGAUUUUGAAAAAGACAAAAAAUAUGAACUCAGGAUCGAUGCCAAAGAUCACGGAGGUUUAACUGAUUCAAGUAAAGUUAUUAUUGACGUCACUGACUGCAUGAAAUGGCGUUCAUGCUCAGGACAGAACUCGCUGCUACUCUUUUUCCUUUUCUGUAUUUGUUAUUCAGUCACUGGGCACAUCAGAUAUUCAAUCCCAGAAGAAUUGAAGAAAGGUUCUAUUAUUGGAAAUGUGGCACGGGAUCUUAGUUUGGAUCUGCAAAGGCUCCGUUCUGGUCGGGCCCGUAUCGUGACUGGAGAAAACGUCCAGUACAUCGAGCUGAAGGCAGACAAAGGGAAUUUAGUGGUGAAAGAAAGAAUCGACCGGGAGCAGCUUUGCGGUGACACGACGCCUUGUAGUUUCAGUUUCGAGGUUAUUUUGGAAAAUCCUAUGGAACUGCAUCAAGUAACGAUUGAAAUAACAGAUAUAAAUGACCAUUCACCAACGUUCAAAAGAAAUGGCAUCGACUUUGAAAUUAGUGAAUCAGCGAAUACGGGCGCUCGUUUUCCAAUAACUAGUGCUGAGGACCCCGAUGUGGGUUCGAACGGACUCAGAGAAUACUUUUUGACUGAUAAUGAUUAUUUUGUUCUGAAACAACACUCUAAUUCUGAUGGAAAGAAAUACGCUGAGAUGGUUCUUCAGAAGCCACUAGACAGGGAGGCAAGACCGCAUCUGUCUUUAAAGCUAAUAGCUGUGGAUGGUGGGACUCCUCAGAGAUCUGGUACAGUAAAUGUAGAUAUCACAGUUCUUGAUGCCAAUGAUAACGCACCGAUGUUUAAUCAGUCUGUGUACAAAGCUACGAUCAUAGAGAAUUCUGUCAAAGAUACAUAUGUCGCUGCUGUUAAUGCUACUGACGCAGAUUUCGGGUCAAACAGUUGGAUCGUUUGCCAUCGCAAUAUGCUUUUCAUGAGCGAGAAACACACGGUAAAAUGGAGACUGCAGUGCUUCAUACUCGUGUCUUUAAUCGUUGCAAUGACUUGCCAGAUCCGCUACUCUGUCCCCGAGGAAAUGAGAAAAGGGUCAUUUGUCGGAAAUGUAGCAGAGGAUUUAGGCGUCGACUCCAAAAGGCUGAAAUCAGGUGAUGCACGAAUCGUUAGCAGUGAUAACAGCGAAUAUAUACGGCUGGAUGUGGACAAAGGAACUCUUGUCAUCAGUGAUAGAAUAGAUCGAGAGCAGCUUUGCGGACAGAUAUCACCCUGUAGUUUGAAUUUUGAAAUGAUUAUGACCAAUCCAAUGCAAUUACAUAGCGUUGUAGUGGAAAUUCUAGAUGUUAACGAUAAUGCACCUGUGUUUCAUGAAAAGGAAAUGCAUGUAGAAAUUUUAGAAUCCACUCUGCCUGGGACCGAAAUAUUACAAGUGAGUGCAACAGAUCCUGAUGUAGGGAUAAAUGCUUUGCACGAUUAUACCUUAAACCCCAAAACACAUUUUCACAUUAAGGUUCUUUCGAGUCCCAACGGUCAAAAGUAUGUACAGCUAUAUCUCUCUGGUGCUUUGGAUCGAGAGAAAGAAGAAAAGCUGCUUCUCACUCUCACUGCUGUGGACGGGGGAGAACCACAGCGAUCAGGUACAAUAAAAAUACACGUAACUGUCCGAGAUACAAAUGACAAUGCCCCUGUUUUUACGCAACCAAUUUUCAAGGCUUCCGUUAAAGAGAAUGUUCCGAAAGGAACAUUAGUUGUGACUUUAAGCGCUACAGAUGCAGAUGAAGGAAUGAAUGGCCUUGUAACAUACCACUUCAACCGCAUGUCCAGUAGUAUUGCUGAGGUAUUCCAUCUGAAUGCAAAUAGCGGAGAUUUAACUGUGAAAGGUUCAAUUGAUUAUGAGGAGAAUAAAAUAUAUGAAAUUGGCAUACUUGCAAAAGACCAAGGAGGGCAAAGCUCGUCCACAAAUGUAAUAAUUGAAGUAAUCGAUGUAAAUGACAACGCACCUUUCAUAACACUAACGUCGUUUUCUAGUACUAUAGCUGAAGAUUCUCCAACUGGAACCACUGUGGCAAUCAUAAACGUUAAAGACUUAGAUUCAGGUAAAAAUGGCAAAGUAGACUGCUCCAUUGACAAUAAUAUCCCGUUUGCAAUCCAUUCAGCUAUAAAGAGUUACUACACUCUUAUAACAAACGGUGUCCUUGACAGGGAGGGUAACCCAAGUUAUGAAAUCACUUUUAAAGCUAUUGACGAAGGCAGUCCACCCCUCUCAACGAACAAGACAAUAACUCUAAGAGUUUCUGAUGUCAAUGAUAAUCCACCUGUAUUUGAAAACAGAUAUUACGAGGCUGAUAUUAUUGAAAAUAACUCCCCAGGGUUAUCCGUUUUUACCGUGAGAGCACAUGAUGCAGAUUUCGGACAAAACGCACGGAUCUCUUAUUUACUUGUUGAUUCUCACGUAAAUGGCCACCCAAUAUCAUCUUAUUUAUCAGUUAAUGCAGAAAGUGGAGUUAUAAAAGCAGUUCGAUCAUUUGACUAUGAGCAAAUAAAAACCUUUAAUAUUUCUGUUCAAGGACAGGAUGGAGGCUCUCCGCCCUUAAGCAGCAAUACAACGGCUCGGUAUUCCAUUCCCGAGGAGCAGGCCGAAGGUUCUUUGGUCGGAAAUAUUGCAAGAGAUUUAGGAUUGGAUGUGACAAGGCUUGUAUCAGGUAAAGCUCGUAUCAUUACAAAGGGCAGCCGGCAGUACGUCGAUUUAAACCGAGACAAAGGAACACUUUUUAUUAAAGAGCGAAUAGACAGAGAGGAACUGUGUAGAAAGACGACGCCCUGUAGUUUUGGCUUCGAGGUGUGCAGGACCACUGACUCCAGAAAGAGUAACUGUAAGUUUGGCACAGCUGGUAGUCAGAACGUGCUGAUAAUGGACCCCAGUUCUACAGGAACCAUUCAGCGGAUGCAGAGUGAGAAAAGCAUCCUGGAUGAGCCAGACUCUCCUCUAGAGAAAUCAAGACAUUUUCAAAUAAAUUUACUUGCUAGUGAUAGCGGAGGACUUACGGACUCCUGCAAACUAAUCGUCGAUGUGCAAGACGAAAAUGACAAUAAACCAGAAAUAAAUAUUAUGUCGAAAUCAAAUGUAAUAUCAGAAAAUGCUAAAGAAGAUACAGUUGUUACAAUGAUAAAUAUUGAAGACCUAGACUCAGGCAAAAAUGGGAACGUUGAAUGCUUUAUAAGCAGAAAUAUACCUUUUUUAUUAAAAUCAUCAACAAAUAAUUUCUAUAGCCUCGUAACAGACAGUGAAUUAGACAGAGAGAGAGCCUCUGACUCAGUGCUUGGCCAGGUUAGCUACACUAUUCCAGAGGAAAUGGUGAAAGGAGCUUCAGUCGGUAACAUUGCUCGUGAUUUAGGUUUAGAAACAAAACGUUUAAUCUCUGGAAAGGCUAGAAUUUAUACUAGAGACAGUGGACAGUACAUCGAGCUGAACAGGCAGAGAGGCGUCCUCCUUGUAAAAGAAAGAAUUGACAGAGAGGCAAUUUGCAAACAGACGAUGCCGUGUGCUUUACAUUUUCAAAUUAUCUUGGAAGAUCCAAUGGAAUUCUAUACAAUUACAGUCCAGAUCAACGACAUUAACGACAAUGCACCAUCGUUUAAAAAAGGUGAAAUUGUUUUUAAGAUCAGCGAGUCAGCAGUUAUCGGGGCAAAAUUUGUGCUCGAAAGAGCUGUGGAUCUUGAUGUUGGAGCGAAUGGUGUUCGUGGAUAUGAAUUAAAUUCAACAAAACAUUUUGCUUUGACUUUGCAAAAUGAUGCUGAUGGUAAUAAAAACGUGGAGAUGGUUUUACAGAAACCUUUAGAUAGAGAGAAAGAAGAGCAGAUAUCUCUCGUGCUAACGGCUGUAGAUGGAGGAGAGCCGCAGAUGUCCGGAACAAUGCUGAUUGUCGUCACGGUUUUAGACGUUAAUGAUAAUGCUCCUGUUUUUACACAGAAAACAUACAAAGCUACAGUUACAGAGAAUUCACCUACAGGCACCGUCGUUGCUACUGUUACUGCAUCAGAUGCAGAUCAAGGAGCGAACGGUAAAAUAACCUAUUCGAUUACGAAUGCAGUUGAUGAGGACCGAACAUUAUUUAAGAUUCACAAUGAAAACGGAAAAAUAACGUUGAUUGGAAACAUUGAUUUUGAAGAAUCCCAGGACUUUCAAAUAAAUUUACUUGCACGUGAUGAGGGAGGACUCACCGAUUCAGCUAAAUUAAUCAUUGAUGUGCAAGAUGAAAAUGAUAACAAGCCUGAAAUAAACAUAAUGUCGAAAUCAAAUGUCAUAUCGGAAAAUGCUAAACUGAACACAGUUGUUACAAUGAUAAACAUCGAAGACUUGGACUCAGGAGAAAACGGUAAAGUCAAUUGUUUCGUGAAUGAAAAUAUACCUUUCAUUCUCAAAUCAUCAACAAAUAAUUUCUAUAGCCUCGUUACAGACAGAACCAUGCAGCGGAUGCAGAGUGAGAAGAGCAUCCUGGAUGAACCAGACUCUCCUCUAGAGUUCGCCAUCCUUCUCUUCUCGCUCCAUACAGUCCUUUCUCAGGUCAGCUACUCCAUUCCAGAGGAAAUGCCAAAAGGAUCAUUAGUUGGAAAUAUAGUUCAGGAUUUAGGUUUGGAAACUAAACGCUUGGUUUCAGGGAAAGGUAGGAUCUAUGCCAGGAAUAGCGAAGACUACAUCGAGCUGAGCAGAGAAAAGGGAGUCCUCCUCGUCAAGCAAAGAAUAGACAGAGAGGCUCUGUGUACGGAUAGUGUGCUUUGUGCUUUGAAUAUCCAGAUUAUUUUAGAGAGUCCGAUGGAAUUUUAUGGUGUUACAGUUCAAAUAACUGAUAUUAAUGAUAAUGCACCUACCUUUGUAAAAAACGCGAUGACAUUCAAAAUAAGUGAAUCUGCUGUGACCGGGUUGAAAUUUGUAUUAGACAGAGCAGAAGAUUUUGAUGUUGGAAUUAACGGGGUGCAGAAGUAUGAGCUAAGACCAACGAAUAACUUUGCUCUUAAAAUGCACAAUAACGCAGAUGGCAAUAAAAACGUUGAGAUGGUUUUACAGAAGCCUUUAGACAGAGAGAAAGAAGAGCAGAUAUCUCUCGUGCUAACGGCUGUAGAUGGAGGAGAGCCGCAGUUAUCAGGAACAAUGCUGAUAUUCGUCACGGUUUUAGACGUUAAUGAUAAUGCUCCCGUUUUUACACAGAAAACAUACACAGCUACAGUUACAGAAAAUUCUCCUACGGGCACCGUCGUUGCUACUGUUACUGCAUCAGAUGCAGAUCAAGGAGCGAACAGUAAAAUAACCUACUCGAUUGCAAAUACGAUAGGAAACGUUAGACACAUGUUUGAAAUAAAUCAGGAAAAUGGCGAUGUUACUUUGAUCGGAAAUAUUGAUUAUGAAAAGGCAAAACAAUAUCAAAUUAAUGUUGGUGCAAGUGACGACGGUGGUCUCACGGACUCCUGUAAAUUAAUCAUUGAUGUGCAAGAUGAAAAUGAUAACAACCCUGAAAUUAAUAUAAUGUCGAAGUCAAAUGUCAUAUCAGAAAAUGCUAAACUGAACACAGUUGUUACAAUGAUAAACAUCGAAGACUUGGACUCAGGAGAAAAUGGAAAAGUCAAUUGUUUCGUGAAUGAAAAUAUACCUUUCAUUCUCAAAUCAUCAACAAAUAAUUUCUAUAGCCUUUUGACAGACAGUGAAUUAGACAGAGAGAGAGCCUCU